Messenger RNA from Hemibagrus wyckioides, 1354 nucleotides. RefSeq names its product leukocyte immunoglobulin-like receptor subfamily B member 2. The record is from RefSeq and is a predicted model, not a curated record. The transcript is spliced from 6 exons. Gene Ontology annotation, molecular function: transmembrane signaling receptor activity. NCBI's taxonomy places the organism in Eukaryota, Metazoa, Chordata, Actinopteri, Siluriformes, Bagridae. Bases 7 to 837 code for a protein of 276 amino acids. Gene Ontology annotation, biological process: cell surface receptor signaling pathway.
GACAGGAUGGAGCUCAGUCCACUCUCUGUGAUGCUCUUGCUGAUUUCACUUUUACCAGUUACCCAGGCUCAAGGGAGUCCUAAAGCUGUGGUGUCCAUAACACCUGAUACACAUGUGUUCAUUGGAGAGAUUGUUACCAUCAGAUGUGGCAUACAGGGAGGAGGAGACACUCAGUGGACUUACAGCUGGAAGAAAAUGCAUUACGGACUCUCCAUAGAUGGAAGCAAGAGAGUCUACAGAGACAGCACAAGGCAGGAGUACAGAAUCUUGUAUGUUGAAGACUCUGACAGUGGUACCUACACCUGCAGUGGAAAUGGGAGUGACUCUCAGAGCUCAGAGAUCAGUGAUGCUAUUACACUGACUGUAUCAGGAAAACCCAAACCGACUGUGAGAGUGAAUCCUCAGAGCUCCGUCUACACUGGAGACACCGUCACUCUGAGCUGUGAGCUGCAGCAGGAGACUGGAUGGGGGUUUCACUGGUACAAAAAUAAUCAGCUGUUACAGAAUCUGAACAGUGAACAAGAGAACACACUUAAAGUGACAGUCGAUAAUGCAGGAGAAACAGAGUACCUGUGUGAAGCACACAGGAGAAACUACUACUACUAUAAUGGUAACUACUACAACUAUGCCUACUACACAGAGCUCAGUGAUCCUGUCAAGAUUACAGUGAGAGGUCCAUCAGGUGUAGAAGCUCCAUUCUCAGUGCUCAUGCUGAUCUGUAGUGUGGUGACGGUCUCUCCGUAUCUGCUGGUGACCAUCAUUCUGCUGCUCAUCUGUUACAGAGCUCGAACUCACACUGAUGAAGACAGAAUUGAGAAUGCAGUCAUAGAGGAGUGAACAAAGUUCGUCUAUAAAAAGAGGAUAUAUUUACUGAAAAUAUUAUUUUAUAAUUCUUUUUUUUAAUUUUUUUAUGGUUUUGUGUGGAUUUUAAAAUAAUAUUGAUUUCAUUUCAUUUUAAUGUCCUGUUCAGCAUCUUGUAGACACCCUCACUGUUCUGAAUGGUUUUGUUUAGUUAAAGCCUGUAAACCUCCUCAUGAGGUGAAAUGUGUGUAAUGUCCAAUAAAGCUUACAUCCUGUUAAUGCAGAACAUUAUUAAAAAUGUAAAAAUGAAGAAAUAUAUUUUUUAAAGAAUGGUCUAAUGGUUCAAACAGGAUAAGAUGCAAGAUGAAACUAGCAUUAUUGAGAGGAAGUAAAGACUAGUAUGUUUGUUUAGUGCUAGGACAUGCACCAAGGAAGUUAAGCUUAGUUUGUAUGCAAUAUAAAAACAAGUUUAUUGACUGUUAUACUGUUUAUGGUCAUGUAUGUGAGAAAUAAAAUUUGAAUUUGAGAAGAAAAAAGAAAACAUGAUCUGUAA